This is a messenger RNA of Pomacea canaliculata, 10908 nucleotides long. RefSeq names its product neogenin-like. Gene Ontology annotation, biological process: cell-cell adhesion; axon guidance. The record is from RefSeq and is a predicted model, not a curated record. Gene Ontology annotation, cellular component: axon; plasma membrane. Gene Ontology annotation, molecular function: protein binding. NCBI's taxonomy places the organism in Eukaryota, Metazoa, Mollusca, Gastropoda, Architaenioglossa, Ampullariidae.
UAUUCGAUGUUUACGUCCGCCUAUUUAAUUGUUUCUUUCCCUUUAAACAGAGGGCUUGUAAGGAGUUCUUCCAGCUGCACACUUUAAAGAUUAGUGGGCUUUCAUUCAGCGAACAGUAGUUGUUUACUCCUCCAGAAACAGGGUUCAGGCGGGGAGCAGUUCUGGAUAAACUAAGACGAGACUUACAUGCUACUAGCUACUAGCGGCAGGAUGCGCACUGGCAACGAGAACGUCAGGCCCCGCCGGUCGCUCCACCUAUCGGUAGCUUUUCCGUAUGCAAAUGACCUCGCUCCCAAAAUGGAAAUUGACCUGCCGACCUCAAUUGCAAGUCGGUGCCAUGAUUUUUGAGUGCGGUGGAUUAGGAUAGUGCUGUAGGCCUCGUUGAUUUGAUGCAUUACUCUGGUCCAUGUGAAGACUUUCUGUGAAUGUCGACAAAUGUGAGGAACGAUGAAGGCGAUCAUCUUCUCUUCUUGAUAAGAGUGUGUGGUUCGCCAAAAUGGCCGUGGGUGUGCGCUUGAAAAGUUGCGGCUCGACAACGGCAGGUCGCCAGCUUGGAUUAUUGCUUAUUUUGGCUCUUGCACAUGCAGGGGUUGGGGGUGAGGGAGGAGUGCCAUUUUUCAGAGACUUUCACUUUCGAGAGGAGCCCCGCUCCCUGGUGACAGCCGCGAGUCAGACAGCAGUGUUAAAUUGCUCGGCUGUGCAAGGGCAGGCCACUCCUCAAAUUACCUGGCUAAAAGAUGGCAACAAGCUGCAGUUACAAGAUGACCCUCGAAGGUAUGUGCUGGUCAAUGGCUCCUUGUUCUUCAAAUCAGUACGAAAAAGUGGGGACACAGACAAAGGGGACUAUCAAUGUAAAGCCACUGUUGAAGACUUGGGCACAAUUGUCAGCCGCACAGCUAGAUUGGAUAUAGCAUACUUGCGCCAGCUGGACCCUGAACCUGUUGACGUUAGUGUGGGACUAAACGACACGGCCAUGUUUGAGUGCAUGGCAGAAGGUUUGCCUACCCCACAGGUGCGAUGGUUUAAAAGCAGCUGGCUACUGCAACCAAGUUCCAAUGUGCGUAUCUACCCAACUGGUACUCUGGAAAUUUCCUUGGUGCAGCCAGGGGAUGUAAAUACUUACUACUGUGAGGUGCAAAGCUCAGAACGACUUCGUAGGAGCCAGCGAGUGCGCCUCAGCAUACAAGAACUAAGUCAGGAGGUUGCUAGCAAGGCACCUGAGUUUUCGAUGAGGCCUCGGGACCAGCGUGUGGUUGUGGGUGAAGCAGCAUACUUUCAUUGUGCAGCAAAAGGGAGAGACCAUCAGGGGAAACCACCUUUAUUAUCUUGGCUAAGAGAUGGAAUAACUAUUGACCUGAGUGUGAACCACACAUCACGCACCCAGCUGCUGGGCACUGGGACACUCCUCAUUAAAGUGCAAGUUGAGGAUGCUGGCAUCUACACAUGAGCACAGAAUGCUGAAGACUCAAUUGAUGCAGAAGCGUCACUCACUGUGCUGGUGCCACCAUAUUUUGUGAAGAAGCCAGGAAAUGUAUUUGCUUACACUCAUUCAGAUGCCACUUUAGAGUGUGAGGUUGCUGGGUUUCCCACACCACAAGUGUCUUGGCUAAAAGAUGGGGAACACCUUUAUCCCAGUGAUUAUUUUCAGCUGAUUUCUGGAGGUCGUCUUAAGAUCCUGGGUCUGAUGAACUCAGAUCAGGGCAUGUACCAGUGUUUUGCUCACAACAAUCUUGGGGAUGUGCAGGCUAGUGCCCAACUGGUUGUCCUCCAGCCAGAAACUCCAUUGCCAACCACACACGCUCCCCAUGCUGCAGCCCUGCCUGCCGGAGCCCUCUACUCGGAUGUCCGAAAGCUGCCUGCGACUCCGACUAACCUAAGAGCGGUGCUAGUGUCCAGAAGGUUCAUCACAGUUUCCUGGCAGCGGCCUGAGAACAGCGGACCCGAUGACAUCAUUGCUUACUCUGUGUAUUGGAGUGCCCAGGGCAGCGAGAGGGAGCGAGUGAGCAACACAACACAGACCGAAUUCAAUAUUCAGCACCUGAAACCAGAUACAUCGUAUGAAGUUCGAGUACGAGCUUACAACAAACAUGGUCCAAGUCAGCGUGAAGCAACAAUUGUUGUCACAACAGACCAUGAAGUGCAUGUACCCAGUCCACCUGUCAACCUAGUGGCCACCCCAUUGUCGUCAUCUGCCAUCUAUGUUCACUGGGGAGUACCUCAAGAACCCAAAGGAGACAUAAGCCAUUACAGCCUUGUGUACUAUCAGGUGGGGUCAACAGGGGAGACCGAGAUCCAGGUGCAGGCAACAGAACAUACUCUGAGCAAUUUAAAUGCUUUCCAAGAGUAUAGUGUGCGAGUGGUAGCACACAAUCAAAUUGGGCCUGGCAUGAGCACAGCAGAAGUUGUUGCUCGCACUUUUUCCACCACACCAACAGCAACACCUGAAAACUUCACCCUAGAGGUCACAAGUGCUACACGCAUAGUUGUACGUUGGCAACCUCCACCACCUGAGACACAGAAUGGGAUUAUAGUGGGCUACAAAAUCCGCUUUAGGGCACAAGGUGAUCGUGGUGGGGACACAGUUGUUACUGAUGGCAACCGAAAUACCUAUGUCCUUACAGACCUAGAGAAAGGGACUAUCUAUCGUGUCAGAAUCUCUGCGAUGACAGUUAAUGGGUCAGGUCCCAUGACCCCAUGGCUGCAGGCCACUACAUACAGCAGCGACCUAGAUGAGAGUCAAGUGCCCCCACGUCCAGCCCGCCUGCAGGCAAAGCCCAUGGCUAACUCCAUCAUUGUGCAGUGGGCUCCACCUGCCCCUGACUCGAACAUCCUUGUCCGAGGUUACAUUUUAGGGUAUGGAAGAGGCAUUGCAGACGUUUACCAAGUUCGUCUGGAUGCAGAUACACAUGACUAUACCAUAAAGAAUUUACAACCAGCAUCAGAGUAUGUGAUCUCCAUCAAGGCCCUUAAUAAUAUAGGAAGUGGACCUAGUCGUUAUGACACAGUGCUUACAAGUGAAGACAUUGUGGAAGAGCCGUCUACUCCAAUGAUGCCUCCCAUAGGACUAAAGGCAAUUGUGUUAACAUCUACUACCAUAGUCCUUACAUGGGCAGAUGAUUCUUUGGGCAAAAGCCAGAAGAUUGUAGACAAUCGCUACUAUACUGUGCGAUACUCUGCUUUGCCUCGUGGACGCAACAAGUAUCAAAAUGCAACAGAUCUUGUUGCACACAUUGAAGGGCUGCGGGCCAACACACAGUACACAUUUGCUGUGCGUGUGAUCAAUGGACGCAGACAGAGCACAUGGUCAAUGUCUGUCACUAACACAACACUGGAGGAUGAACCUGGAUCUGAACCAAGAGACUUAACUCCUGUCACCCUUGAUAACGAUCCUUUAGCUGUUAGUCUCCACUGGCAACCACCUCAGCGUCCUAAUGGCCAGAUCACAGGUUAUCUGAUUUUCUACACCACCGAUGCCCAGCAAGAUGACCGUGACUGGGUUGUGGAAGGAGUGGUAGGAGAGCGCCUGUCAACAGUCAUUGCAGAACUGACACCUGACACAACCUACUAUUUUAAAGUUCAGGCCCGCAAUCGCAAAGGCUAUGGUCCAAUGUCAAACACAGUCAAGUAUCGUACUCCAGCAGUGACUGAGAGUCAGCAGACACAAGGAGAGGAAUCUGGAGGGCUACCUGUGAACAUCAUCAUUAUCAUCAUUGUCUGUGUUGUUGGCAUCGGCUUCUGCGUUGCUAUUGCCCUUAUUACAAUUUUCCUUUGCCGUCGCCGUGAUAAUGCCCAGACCAGAGGCAGUUACAAGUCUCCAGUAAAAGCUGCAAAGGCUGUAAAAGGUUCAGGAAAGGAUGUGCCCCCUGACCUCUGGAUCCAUCAGCCAUCUCACAUGGAGCUGCAGAAUAUGGACAAAGGGCGACGCAGCGAGUCCUCUGUCUCAGUGGCAACAAGUACUCUCCCGCGUGUGUCUCAUACCUCAACAGAACGCCUCGAUGAACUCCCUGGAAAUGCAGAAGUUGAGCGACGGCGCAACUCUUUUGUUGGAGAAAGUGGUUAUCCUUCAAGUGGUGAAGAGAGGUAUCAGCCUGUGCAGCCACGAAACAUCAUCCGCCCAAAGCCCAUAACGCUGCCUGUGGACACCCAAACACCUCCUAGGGAGCCCAUUGCUACUGUGACUGCCCUGCCUAAUGGUCACAUGCUGGGCUAUGGUGAUGGGGGAAUGGCAGGUAUGAGGCCUGUCUACCCCCGUACCCAAUACAACACCCAGUAUGCAGCUCAGCCACCCCGGGUACAUGCAGGCGACAUUCCUCAUUCAGCAGCCAGCCGCAUGACGGGGUCUGCAGUUGACACAGGUGAUGGUGAGGAUCGCAUGGUGGGAGAGAAUGCCGAGGACAACUUCCGCAUCGGCUAUGGACCCCGCUCUCCAGACUCAUCUACAGCAUAUUUCCAUGCACCCAGCGGGGAGACAGCUUCCCAGUUUGCUCCUGGGCGGGGCCCCCGUGGGUUGAACCUGCCUUGCACUUCCCCAGAGGGUGCCCCCACCACCCCCACCCCCAGACACAUCGGCAGGGUCAAGCCUCAGCCCAAUUUAAGUCCCUACAAAAAGCCAUCUGCACCAGUCACUGGACCAGCAAAGACACGAUCUCCAUUGCCAUUCACACCAGGCAAGGCACCCGAUGUCACACAACAUGGCAAAAAGCAGCAGGACUUGACGAAAUCUCUAAGCACUGAGGAGCUGUCAGCUGAGAUGGCCAACCUGGAAGGCCUGAUGAAAGACCUCAAUGCCAUCACUCAGCAAGAAUUUGAAUGCUAGAGAAACAGCUCUCCUCUGCCUCCUGGCUUCUUCCUGCAGUGCCAGAGAGAUGGAUGAACCUGUUGCUCUGGUGCCAUUGCACCAGGUGUUUGCUCAUUAGUGACUAACCUUCACCUUUCUGUGGCCUUGACCUAUGAUACUAAGAUUUUGGCAAGUGCUUGGUACUUAUCUGAACUGCUAAUAACAGUCAGGGUUUGGUGGGCAAGUGCCCAGAUUCUGGAAUUUUACUACACACACAGGACAACACAGUGUCUCAAAAUGUCAACAUCCAGUGCACAUGCUAUGCAAGAGCCAUAUAUCACCAUGGAAACAGAACAUUUUGUGACUGAUCUCUGUUGUUACACUGUAGGUGUUUCUCUGCCUUUGGAAUGAAUUGAAAUGUUCUGUAGGCAAGUCUCAAGGAUGCUGUUUGUCAUCCACUGUGUUGAGUAGUGGGGAUGUUGGCCAAUACUCAAGUGUCUUUUGCUUUUAAUAUUGGUGUGUCUGUGUUUAGACCCAUUACUAGUUGAACAAACAAAUGUUUCAGACACAUCUGUAAAUGGAAGCCCCUCAACCAUGAGCAUUGGUCUUUUUUCCCCUCAUUUGAGUCUUAGUAACUUUAUUAUACAUAUGCCAGCACUCUUUGAACAAUCACCAGGUCUUCCAUCUGUGUCUAAGUAUGCAAAGGUGAAAAGAGAGUGUGCCCAUAAGAGAGAGAGAGUUUGUGUACACCUGCGUGCAUGUGUGUGUGUUUGCACAUGAGCAUGCAUGCACAUGCUUGCAUGUAUGACAAGGACUGCAAGAGAGAAAUCUUGUCCAUGAUAAGCCAAGCAUUAAAUUAUUCUCUUAAUGCCUACUCUGUGACAUGGGCAUGUCUGUUUCUGUGCCAGAAAUGUGGUGGGUACACAAGAAGCAUAGGAGUGCUGUUCAGCUGUGAUCUUACAUCAUCUCUCAGCCUGAAAAAAAUAUUAUUACUGGCUUCAUUCAGAGUCAUUAAUAGAUGGUACAGGUGUUAAGUAUAAUUGCCAUUUCCUUGCCCAAUCAUUGAUGGUCACAGAAUGACAGGCACAGAUGUGAGUGACAGAACUUGUGUGUUUGUGCACUGAUAAAACAUUGUAGAUUUGGAUUUUCUUCCUUGAAGAGAUGGUGAAUGGAUUACUAGGGAGGGAAGACAAAAAUCCCAGAACACUAAAUAACAAAUGCUGCAUUGGAUGUUAUGGCCAUUUUUUAAAUGGAUCCAGUUGUCUGUCAGUUAAAGGUCUGCCUUGCUCUUUAGUUAUGACUAAUGUCUGUCAAAAGUAACACACAAAAAAAAAUACCUCUGUUACAGGAAUAAUUAUUAUCUCACACAAACACUCUAUUCUGCCAUUUAAUCUUAUCAUAAAAUUCAUUUAUCUGUCUUUAGCCUUAUUUACAAACCAUCAGUUUGUGGCUUUUAUCAUUAUAACAUAAACCUUAUAACUCUAUUGUUCAUUUAAUUUACAAGUCAUCAGCCUUUUCAGUGUGUUAAGGUGGUAAACAGAUUGGCAGUGGUUUGCUGUGUUUUGUGUGUCACAUAAAGAAAUGCUUUAGAUCUUUGACACUUUCAAGUAAAUGAUGCAAAGAAACAGUAUUUUGUGUUGUGGGAAAUGACAUUUUGGCUCAGCAUUGACAGAUGGCUCAGCAUUGCAGUCUCCUAUUCAGACAUUGAAGAUGCUCCUUGACAGAUUCACAGAAGAUUUAUAUCACAAACAUGGAGAAUUUAUCAAAAGCAACAAUUUAAAGCACUGGGUGUUAACAUUUUAAAGUGAGGACUGAGCUGUGGUGACUGGAACAAAAUAGGAUGCAGCACUGGAGGUUAUAAUGGUCUCCCUUUUCUUGCUACAUCAGAACUAAUCUGGUUUAAGUGCAGAUAUAUCUUUACAUGAGGACAGAAGUGUACAGGGUGGCCUACAAAAAUGUUAUUUAUUUUUCUCUUAGCCAUGCAGUGUGUUGUGAAUGUGUUUCUGAAAAUAUGUACUUUUAUAUUCAAGUCUCUUUAUUUCAUAACCAAUAUGAGAGUGAAUAUGUGUGUGCAUGCAAUCAUUAGGACCUGAUCACAAAACAUUUUCACACACAAUAAUAUGGUUUUACAAGCCAUCUGCAACAGUGCUGAAAUUGUAGCACAAGUUGUCUGUAUUGCUGUAUAUGUGAUUUCCAUAUUGAAGUUUGUCUACAGAGACACUUAUUUUGCACAGACUGGCUUUGCCAUAAUGUGGAGCUGUUUACAGUUUCUUGGAACAUUAGAUGGGGAAUUUUUCAUAGCUGUGCUGGCAGACAAAGCAAUAGAUAUGGUACCAUUCACAUAGAUGAUUAUAUAGCAUUGGACCAUGUUAUAUACAUCAUACUGUUGGGGUGCAUAUUUUAUGAUGUGAGCAUAUGUUCUGGGAUGAUGCCUUUCAUACCAUUUAUAAUGAUGUAAUUAACAGUCAAGUAUUGGGCACACAGGAAUGAAGACUCAAAGGAUGGUGUGGAGCACAUUACACAAUAGAUAUACAUGUCCCUCAGUUUUAAUAUUAUACAUAAUUGGAAGUUUAUAACAUUGCAGGAAAAUUGUGCAUUUAAUAUUACACAUUAAUUUUAAUGUGAGUUCAUAUUCAUGGCUUUAUAUGGUCUUUGUAGGCUGUACCUUUUAAAGGUCAUCAUUAGCACGCCCUCACAUUUGAUUUUUAGAAUUCCUUGAUCAAAGUAGAACAGGACAUUAGCCAAUGCAAGUUACCACUGAUGAAAAGUGGUGUGUAAAAAAAGAUGUCAUGUCAAUUUUCCUUAUUUUUUAAUGAAGAUGAUAAUCAAAAAAUUUUUUUUUAGCAUCUUUACAUUCAGUGUGGUAAGUAGGAUCUCCACAUGUCUAAUAAGUAUUAGCACAUUCUUAGCAGUCCUUGAUCUUGUAGAUGUAGACUGUGGAAUGGUAAUAUGUCACUAGGCACAUAGUAUGCUGUUUUCAAGCAUCUAUAACAGUAAUGUUUAUAAUUCACCAAAAUUUUUUAAAAUACCAUUUUUUGCACAAAAAAUUAUUUUUUCUUUUAGGCAAUCUUGGGUGAAAAGGGGUAAGUAAAUUGGUGUGAGACAUAAUUCAUAAAUGUUUAUUUUAAUCUUUUUAUAUUGAUGUACUGAGCAGUCUGUCUUUGCUGCUUUCAAAAGGCAAAGUGGAAUGUGAAUUGGGAAAGUGUGUCUGUGUGUGCAUUUAAAUCAUGAAUCAGCAGGGUUCUUUUCCAACAUAUCGAUGGCAUGCCUCCUGCUUUAGGUGUGAGCUAGAUGUGUGCCAAUUUGCAGUCAAAAAUUGUUUGUUCAGGCUUCGUGUUCUUGCAUUCUUGUUUCAAGCAAUAGGAGUCUUCUUGUGAAUGUUCAAGCCAAGAUUGUAGGGUUAAUAAACAUCUCAUGGGAACUAGAAAAACUUUAUUCAGUUAUCACAUGCCCCUUACUGAGGCACUUUAACCCUUGUUGAUAAUGGCCUUUAAACUGGUUUAUUUUUAAUUUUUUUUUUGCUCUGGUUUUAAGUAUCUUCACAGAAUUAUGAUUUUGAUGGUCACAUUUUGUUAAGCAUCAAAAGAUGAAAAACAAUACGAGUAGACUAUAAUCAAAAUUGUUGUGUAAUCUGAUAUGAUCAAACGAUAGCUGUGACAAAUAUUUGUGUGCUUUAUACAGUUUUUACACCAUUAUUUACAGACAAAAAAAAUAUUUGUCACCUGAUAUGGCUGUUUAUACUUUAAAGUUUACUUACCGUAGACAUAAACAUAUGUCAGUUCCUCCGCCUGCCCGAUCCCCUCGUUCCUGCCAAUAAAGCAUUUUACAACAUAAUCCCAUUCCAUCCUUUUUCAUUGUAUGCAUUACAUAAUAAAGUUGAUGUAUGUUACUCGCUAGUGAACACUGUCAUAAAACUUAACACCAUCAAUCUUUUCAUGUACUCUCAACCUUCUUCUGUUUGAAAAGUAUGAAAAGGGAGGUUGGCAGCUAUGUGUUUUAUGUAUCAAAUAUUUUGAACACAUUUCUGCCUUCGCAGUGUUGAUGUCUUCACUUGCAGCAAUCAUAAGCACACAGUUUUUUUAGUUGUUUGCUGUGUCCGUGUACACUUUGUGGCUCUUCAAAUGUGUAUGGUUGUCGUAGUUUUUCCUUUGAGUAUGUACAUGCUGCAAGUGAGUCUUGCUGGUUGUUAUUUAGUAUUUCUGUGGUUGCAUUCUCAUUAUGACACUUUCUUUAGAGUGCCAUGAUAAUUAAUCACAUUUUGUAUGCUGCUGUUCAAGGUCUUUGCUUGUUUGUUUUUCUAGAGUGCUUUCCAUGUAAUACUUUUAUUUACCCAGUUACUGUCCGGGGCAUUUGGUACUUAAUGUAGAUGUAACUAGUUUUGGUGCACAAAACUGCAGCAAGCAAGAGGGCUUGUAAAUGUUAUUAAUGACUGUCGAUAUUGUAAAAAUGUCUGAUGUACACCUUGCCUCUGAGCAGGAACAGAUUUUUGACGUUUACUUGAGACAGGGUGCGUUUAUUCCGGGUGUUGAUUAACUGGCCAGUCUGUUCCUGGUGAAAGGGACAUGAAAGUAGAGAUGGAGAGGGUGAGGUGUUCUCUGGUCAUGUUCACCACCGUAGAGUUUUUGUCAUUAUGGCUUUAUGACUGUCUGGAUGCAAGUUUGUCUGAAUGCAUACAAUGUUAAAUUGCUGAAGAAAGUUAACUACUUUUCACAAUUUUUGUAGGCUUUAAGUAAAAGAUUGGGUUAAAAAUAUAUAUAAUUUAUUAUAAUGGAAAGUUUACUAUGCAGCAUUAGUUUGUUUUAAUGCGUGCAGUGAUGCAUUACUAGGGUCUGUAAGCAUGGCUGAUAGAUUGCUUAAAGAGGAUAGGGCUAGCUAUACAGUUGUACUAUUCAGAAACUUAUUUUUAUAGAGUUUGAUAUAAUUUGUACAUUAUUGUAAGGUUGUGCAAAGUUUUGGUAGGUGUAGAAGUGAGGAACAGGAUUAGUUGCACUGAUGUGCUGGUUGUUACCUUAUAGGAAAAACUGGGCUUUGCAGUCUUGAUACUGUUUCAAGUAACCAGAUUGUCUUUAACCAUUGGUUGUGCGAAUUUAUGGUUGAUGUUAGCUGUCAUAAUGUGUCUUUAAAUGGAAGAUGUGUAGACAUCAGUCAUUAGCACAAAUAACUGGAACUGACACCUCGGUACUGUAAUAAUAUUUUAUUGACCAAUGAAAGGGCAUUUGUAAGGUUCAUGCAAAUUUUACUGUGCAGGGUUGUUUGAGACAAAGUUGAGUUUUCCUUUUAUUUUAAACCAUUAAACAGUUUUAUAAAUGCUGGUUCAGAAGAUUAUUUUAUAAUUGUUUAAACAAAUACAUUUGGGUUAAAAGUGGGUCGGGAUGGCAGAUAAUUUCUAUAAAACUGCAUUUCUAAGUCAAAUAAUUUCAUAUGCAUAUUAAAUACAAGCUGUCUCAAAAUGCUCACUCUGGUAUCUUCAUAUUUUUGUUCUAAUGCCUGAUAGUAUCAUUUUGCACAAGGUCACAAAUUCAAGAUGACCUCUGAGGUUGUUCCUUAUUGUGUAUGGCUUGAGUGUUGUGUCCUUCAGGGAUAACGUGUCUGUAUUUCUGGAUUUGGGAUUUGUGCCAGCUGUAUUCAUUGGCUUUGUUAUGUGCAGUGCAGGCCAACUGCCAUGAAGUCAUGGAACUGCCUCCAAUCUGCUGGUUGGCAUACUGCGUUGUAGUGCUUUGUGUUACAUUGUGUACUUGUGUGUAUGUGUGUGUAUGCAUGCUGGCUAGCAAGAGAAAGUGCAAGCAAACGUGUAUUUUGUUUACAUGUGUAUGAAUGCAGUUAAUUAGUACGAAUGACUCAUCUUCAGACAAAUAAAAUAUUUUGUACUUCAUCUCAGUCUUGUUAGUAUGGACUGAAGAGGUCAGCCAGGAAAUGUGAAUCAAGUUUGUGCGUUGACUUUACAUGCUGUACAAGAAUAUACACAUACAAGAGUAGAUGAGAGUGUCUGCAUAAAGGAGUAUAAUUUCUAAGGCCGACAAAAGUAGUUUCUUACUUAUAUCUACAGACACUGAGCAAGUGCAGAAAACUUCAUAAACACUUGUAUAUGGCUGUGUGCAUGUAUAAAUGCAAAUAAAAAGUUCAGAAUAUCA